This is a messenger RNA of Yarrowia lipolytica CLIB122, 1242 nucleotides long. RefSeq lists its product as uncharacterized. NCBI's taxonomy places the organism in Eukaryota, Fungi, Ascomycota, Dipodascomycetes, Dipodascales. Gene Ontology annotation, biological process: coenzyme A catabolic process. Gene Ontology annotation, molecular function: coenzyme A diphosphatase activity. The record is from RefSeq and is a predicted model, not a curated record.
AUGUCUACCGACGAGAUCCUGAGAAAUUUCAAGCGGUUUGAAAAGCAGCGCCUUAAGGACGCGACGAAGGCUGGUCCACGUGAUUUUCCCGGCCAGAAACGCCCCAAAAUCGGCACUACACCAUGGUACACCAUUCCCCUAUCACGUCGAAGCGCUGUUCUGAUGCUGCUGUUUGAAGUGGCUAAUCCCGACAAGCCAGCUGGAAAGGAGCUACAUAUUCUGUUCACAGUCAGAUCCGCGCACCUCCGGUCGUUUCCCGGCCAAGUGGCGCUUCCAGGAGGCAAACUAGACCUGGAGCUGGAUGGAUCCAACGUCAGCCAUAUUGAAGCAGACCUGUGGGAGAACGUUGAUCCCGCACUGUCAAGUGACACUGAAAAGAGAUUGUCUGAGUCGGCAUCGUUUUCUGCCUGGAGUAUUGCUCUGAGAGAAGCCUAUGAGGAGGUGGGUCUGUUUGGAGAGUUCAUCAAUGAAGACACGAAGAGCAUUUUGAUGAACCCGGUGGAUGGAGGAAGGGAUGCCACCGGGACGGAAAAGCCACCUUUUUUGAACGAAAACCCUCUCUUGUCCGUCGAAAAACUGUGCGAGUUGCCACCCUUUGUCUCCAGAAACGGACUGGGUGUUGUCCCAUGUAUUGCAUUUGCACGGUCCAAGCAACGCGGACAAUUUCUGAAAUACUCGGAGAUUUGUCCCAAGCUUAAUUUCGAUGAGGUUCAAUCUGUCUUCUCCAUUCCGUUGGAUUACUUCUUAUCUAAACACACCUCGGGUGGCGUUGAGUUAUACAACUCCUACCCCCGAGCAGCGUGGGGAAACACCGGGGUUGAUUGGAUUAUGCACUCAUUCAACCACAAUGCACUCCCAUAUCCCAAUAUUCGGAAUGGCGACAGUAAGGGCCGAGUAACCAUUGAUGAUCUUCUGGCUGAAGCCUCGGCUCCGCAAGUUCAGCCUGGAGAACUGACGCAGGUGGGCCAGAAGAUACGGUCACGUGAGAGUAUUUUCAGCGAGAGUGGCCCCGAGCCCGACCCAGCUUCGUUCCACAAAAACGUCGUGGCAAGCGUAGACUUGCUGCCUCCUAUUUGGGGUCUGACGGGUCACAUUUGCAUAGACUGUGCUCGGGUGGGUCUGAAUAGAGAUCCCACCGAGUUUGAUUUUGUCGCUGACAUUGGCCAGGACUCGCUGGUGGGUCAGUUGAUAAAGGAGGGAAUGUUUAAUCCCCGCCCUAAGAAGCCCCAGUCAAGGGUUUAG